Messenger RNA from Parnassius apollo (apollo), 414 nucleotides. NCBI's taxonomy places the organism in Eukaryota, Metazoa, Arthropoda, Insecta, Lepidoptera, Papilionidae. The record is from the annotation of a GenBank genome assembly.
AUGGCCAUGAACAAAAAGUACCUAUCGGAUGAAGAAACUCAGGAGUUUAAAAAACACGCCCUGAUUGCUUAUCAACGACCUGUUGCUUAUUUGGAAAAGUGGUUCCAGUUCGAAAACUUGGUGUUCAGAAGCUUCAGUUGCUUGGACCUUGAACGCGGUCAACCAACUCAGGACCAACUAAUUGAAUUGUGGACUCUAACGAGAAGCAACGACACUCCACCGGAAGCACUCUACUCAGAGUUGGCUAUACUUAGUAGUGUUUACCAGUCUCUGGAGGGAAAGUCAGAGGAUAUGUGGUGCAGCUUUUUUAGUAAAGAAUCAGCGCCAAAUCUUCUCAAAUUGGUUCAACAUGUAUGCAGCAUUCCUGUAUCGAACGCCUUCGUCGAGCGCAUUUUCAGUGUGUGGGGAAUAUAA